AUGGCAAGCUGGGAAUAUACUCACAAAGAGUUUCCAAAGGUUCCUACCUUGGAAGAAGUAGAUAAGUCAGACGUGGAAGAUCAACAAGUUCGAGAAUAUUGGAUUAAAGUAAUGGAAAUUCGGUUGGUUCGGAAUCAGCUAAUAAAAUGUUACAAAACUGAGGGUGUUAAUCAUUAUAAGAAUUGUAAAAAGUUGGCAGAUCUAUACGUGGAACUGCUUAAAGAAUACAAUUCAAAAGAAAAGCGAUAA
Messenger RNA from Racocetra fulgida, 249 nucleotides. The record is from the annotation of a GenBank genome assembly. NCBI's taxonomy places the organism in Eukaryota, Fungi, Glomeromycota, Glomeromycetes, Diversisporales, Gigasporaceae.